Messenger RNA from Lampris incognitus (smalleye Pacific opah), 1262 nucleotides. RefSeq names its product receptor-type tyrosine-protein kinase FLT3-like. The coding region runs from base 273 to 1199 and encodes 308 amino acids. The record is from RefSeq and is a predicted model, not a curated record. NCBI's taxonomy places the organism in Eukaryota, Metazoa, Chordata, Actinopteri, Lampriformes, Lampridae. The transcript is spliced from 10 exons.
GCCGCCGCCAGAGGUACGGGGGCGUUCUCGUCCGGCUGCGGAACGCUUCGCUGCGGCGAACGUGCGAUCGAGAGGUCCCCGGAGCUGAGUGUGCCCGCUCGGGGCCCGGAGCUCACGGCGCCAAGGAGAGGCCGGAGUAGGUGUUGCGUCCUGCGCCCGCCGACUUUCUGAAUGCCCUCGGCCCUCUGAGGGCAGAGGUGUUCGCUGGGGAGAGACUCCAGAUCACCCUGGAGAACCUGCCUGGAAACCCCGUCUGCAGCUGGAGCCGAGGGAUGGACGCGAUACUCACAGUCAAUGGCAGCAGUCCCGCAGUCUCGCCCCCACUUUCUACACCGGACGCCGGGACUUACACCCUGAGGUGUCAAACAAGCAGCGGGACCGGAUCUUCGCUGGCUGUCUCUCUCCGUGUUCUACCAAAGCGCCCAUCGACACCGCGGCUGUCCUUAAUACCCCUGAGUUCCAAGUAUUCCCCUAAACUCAAGUGUGUGUCAAAUGGCUGCCCGAAGCCCGCAAUCAGAUGGUAUAAAAGCUUGGACCGUACCGGAAACGGUGAGAAUGGUGAAACUCCUGCCCACGCCACAGAGAUGUCAGAGAGCACAGUCAAAAGUUUGUCUUUUAUCCAUUCACCCGUGAUGUGCUGUGCUAGGAACACUGAAGGGGAAGAAUGCUCCCAAAUAUAUGACUAUGACAUGAACAGAAGAUCGAAGAUAAAUGAGAUAGAUGACGAGGCUCCGAGGGUGAUCCUGAGCCUUAGACAGUCCCUACUGCUUCGUUGCAAAGUUGAAGGCCAAGGCCAGUUUCCAGCGCCAGAGUGGCAGAAAGACGGUAAAAUACUGGAUAGUCACAAUGCUAACUACCUUGCUGGAGACUCCGCGAUCAAGGAUGAGAUUUGGCUCUUAAAUGACAAACAUCCGAGGGUUAAGAUGGCCUACUUGUUCAUCGCGUCAGCCAAUGCAAACCACGCUGGUUUGUAUAACCGCAGGGAUUACAAAAACCAAAUAAAAUCUGUCCAAAUCCAUGUCCCGGCUGAGGGUUUCCUUUCGGUUGAUAUGGAGGAGAGCAAAACCCUAUCAGGCCUCGAGGAAUCAGGCUUCUGCCUGAAAGCCACGGUCUCCUCUCACCCGUCCCUCCAGCGCUGUGACUCACGGCCCACGCGGUUGUGGAUGAACAGAUACACCAGACAUCAGAUGCCAGUGUGACAAGACUAACGACACUGUCAAAUGCGAGGCCGUCGUAUCCAGACAAGUAAACCUCACCUGGAU